GGGAUGGAAACAAGAGAUGACAGUCCCAUCAUGCAUCAAAUCUCGCUAAGGCGAAAUCUCUCGAGAUUCUUGUGAAGGACGAGACUAGCAACAAAGAUGGCCAACCCCGGAAGAAGUUUUGUCACAUUGUGUUUGUUUCUCGUUUGUUGUCUGUGGUGUUCGUCGUUGACAAGAGGACAGAAAGAAAAUAGACUGCAGUCCAUCUGCCAGCUGAGUUCUUGUGCUAGCCCCUUGGCAGAUGAUGGUGUGGUGUACAGUAUGUGUCAGGACAGACCUGGGCUACAGGUGUGGGGAAGGUGCUGUGUCAACAUAACGGACAACACACACAAUUUCACCAUUGGGUUGGACCUUAGUGGAUGCAAUAUCAAAGAUGAAUUCUUCAAGGAGUCCCCACUUCUCCCACUAACACGUCUUCAAAAGCUGGUGCUUGACAACAACCCUGGUAUUACUGUUCUAUCCCGUGAAGAUGUUGCUGGUCUGACAGAUCUUAAUUACAUAUCUGUGCCAACCCAUUCCAACUGUUCCUGCCCGGGAGGUGAGGAGGCCUGGAGACAACACAUCAGAACAGUCAACACAACUGUCUGUACGGACCAGACUCCAACCUGUACAAUAUAUGAUGGUGCCUGCCCUGUAACAACUUCUCAUUGUGUGGAGGAUGGACCAGGUUUAUUCCUCUGCCUCUGUAAUGAAGGAUAUCAUGGAUACAAAUGUCUAAGACAGGGCACGUUUCCCAUGUCAGCGUUCCUGGCUGGUCUAGGGAGCAGCACUGUCAUAGUGGCGGCAAUUCUGUGGGUGCUACAGAGACGACAUGUGAAGACAGCAUGAUAUUCGAAAUCAAAGUAACCUAAAAAAAGUGUUAGUGAUCUGCUGUUAGUAAAAUAUGCCAAAGAUCUUUUGCAUAAAAUUUUGUAUUAGUGAAAUUUCUUGUGGCUAGGCUAACUUGCAUUAAUAUUAUACUACAAUGUACUAUUAGCUACGUGUGAUGUCCCUUUCACGGUGAAUAAAAGUAAUGAUGUCCCUUUCACUGUGAAUAAAAGUAAAGACU
This is a messenger RNA of Branchiostoma belcheri (Belcher's lancelet), 1045 nucleotides long. RefSeq names its product all-trans retinoic acid-induced differentiation factor-like. Bases 97 to 825 code for a protein of 242 amino acids. Gene Ontology annotation, biological process: positive regulation of osteoblast differentiation. The record is from RefSeq and is a predicted model, not a curated record. The transcript is spliced from 8 exons. Gene Ontology annotation, cellular component: intracellular membrane-bounded organelle. NCBI's taxonomy places the organism in Eukaryota, Metazoa, Chordata, Leptocardii, Amphioxiformes, Branchiostomatidae.